Molecule: messenger RNA, 658 nt
Organism: Salvia hispanica
Lineage: Eukaryota; Viridiplantae; Streptophyta; Magnoliopsida; Lamiales; Lamiaceae
Source: RefSeq, a predicted model, not a curated record
UUGUUUUCCCUUUUAUUUAAGGAUUCAAUUGAACAACCAUCAUCACUUCUCGAAUUCGAUCCCUAAUUUUCUUCGAAUUCUUUUCCUUUUGCUGUUAGGCUAAUCAGAUUGCUGUCGCCGGACGCCAUGGCUAAAAGCUCAUUCAAGUUGGAGCACCCUCUCGAAAGGCGACAGGCUGAAGCUGCUCGUAUUAGGGAGAAGUACCCUGACAGAAUCCCGGUCAUUGUGGAGAAGGCUGAAAGAAGUGACAUCCCUGAUAUUGACAAGAAAAAAUAUCUUGUUCCUGCUGAUCUGACUGUCGGGCAAUUUGUGUAUGUUGUCCGCAAAAGAAUUAAGCUCAGUGCUGAGAAAGCCAUCUUUAUCUUUGUGAAGAAUGUGCUUCCUCCUACUGCUGCGAUGAUGUCUGCUAUCUAUGAAGAAAACAAAGAUGAGGAUGGGUUCCUAUACAUGACUUACAGUGGGGAGAACACUUUUGGAUUGCUCUGAGGUUGAAGCUCGGUGGAGGAGCCAUGUAUAUAGUCUAAUAACGUUUGUAAAUAUUUUCAGUUAUCCAUAAAGGAGUUAUCCUUCUCGAAAGAUUUUCUGUAACUUUUCUUAAUUGGAAAAUGGAAAUACUUUGGUGGGCACUUCUAAUUAUAUAUAAUCAGUUUCCUUAUCA